GACGGCGGGCGGGCGGGCCAAACGGGACAGGAAGGUGAGACCCGGGAGCUGCCCGUCCCUGCAGGCUCGGCCGGUGGCCGCUGUCCGGCACGGUGUUCCCGGCGCUGCGAGGCGGAGAGGCCCGGGCCCGGCGCCGCCCGCGCAAGCUCUGGUCGCGGCCGCCGGCGCUGGAGCGCGGCGGGGGGCGGGGCCGGCUGCCGGGGAGGCCCGGGGGCUGGGGAGCCUCCCGGCCCCGCCGGGUGACCACGGGCUGGGGCUCCGGCCGCCGGGCAGCCGCGUGACUGGCCGCGGUCACACUGCGCUUAAUCACAAUUAGCUUGUGCUCCGGGCUGGCAGCGCUCCCGUUUCUCCCAGCCGGUGACCCCGGGGAUUUCUCUUAGGGUGGCUUUCUCUGAAAUGCCAAAACCGCCCGAGUAUUCAGAACAGAGUGACUCUUUAACGCUUGCCGUGGGAACAGGAAGAUUUUCGGGACCAUUGCACAGAGCAUGGAGAAUGAUGAACUUCCGUCAGAGGAUGGGAUGGAUUGGAGUGGGAUUGUAUUUGUUAGCAAGUGCAGCAGCGUUUUACUAUGUUUUUGAAAUCAAUGAGACUUACAACAGGCUGGCCUUGGAGCACAUUCAGCAGCACCCGGAAGAGCCCCUUGAAGGAACCACAUGGACACACUCCUUGAAAGCACGGUUGCUCUCCCUGCCUUUUUGGUUCUGGACGGUUAUUUUUCUGAUCCCUUACUUACAGAUGUUUUUGUUCCUUUACUCUUGUACAAGAGCUGACCCCAAAACGGUGGGCUAUUGUAUUAUCCCCAUAUGCCUGGCAGUUAUUUGCAAUCGCCACCAGGCGUUUGUCAAGGCGUCUAAUCAGAUCAGCAGACUACAACUGAUUGACACGUAAAAUCGGUCACCAUUUUUUCCCUACGAUUACAGAACUGCCCGUGCUCUAUGGAACCUAAUCACAAGACUGCAGUUUCUUCACAGAUCUCAGGAAGUUGUGGUGGGGCAGAGGCUUUCUAAAAAGUGUGACCAGGGGGCUCUCUUUAUCUGCAUAAUGAUGACUUUUUAAGUGAAGCCUGAGAUACAGUACUACAAAAUCAUGUGGAUGACUUCAGCUUUGGGAAGUAAACGUGUGUCUGUUAUUUGCAUUCUUUAGCAACUUGAAUAAGUACCUGAACUCCUAUUUUUUAUUCUACUGUGCAACAUAGUGAUGAUUCAGAAAUUUUUCCUUUGGGGAAAGAAUGUAUAUGAACAUUUCCAUUGUGCUGAAUGUAAAAAGGUCCGAACAUGGUCAUAAAAUUUAAAUUUUAUACAAUCA
Messenger RNA from Hyaena hyaena (striped hyena), 1305 nucleotides. RefSeq names its product transmembrane protein 251 (gene LYSET). The record is from RefSeq and is a predicted model, not a curated record. The coding region runs from base 397 to 888 and encodes 163 amino acids. The transcript has 2 exons. Lineage: Eukaryota; Metazoa; Chordata; Mammalia; Carnivora; Hyaenidae.